Molecule: messenger RNA, 1627 nt
Organism: Ostrea edulis (European flat oyster)
Lineage: Eukaryota; Metazoa; Mollusca; Bivalvia; Ostreida; Ostreidae
Product: cyclic AMP-dependent transcription factor ATF-3-like
Exons: 3
Coding region: 723-1115 (130 amino acids)
Biological process (GO): regulation of DNA-templated transcription
Molecular function (GO): DNA-binding transcription factor activity
Source: RefSeq, a predicted model, not a curated record
ACAAUAAUCGAUUUGUAAUCAGCAGCAUGACGAUAUUAAUUUAAUUAUUCUAAAUAUUAAUCUUAAAGUAUUUUAAAAUUCAGAAAACUUUACUUUCCUUGUUAAGUUUUUUUUUAUUUACAAUAUACAAAAUGUAAACGUAAAAUCAUUUAAGGUGAUGAAAUAGCCACCUAGAUAGCUAUUGACCUAAGUAAUGCGUACUCCAUGUUGUGUAUAUAGAGCAAUGAAAACUGUUCGAGGAGAAAUAUGUAUGAGUAAGGACAUAUCUGGAUACAUAGACAGGAGAAUUUUUAUUGUUCCCCAAACUUGCCAGUUCGUCCGGUAUACAGCUGGUGUUGAAGUGGAAUUUACAAAUACUAUUGGGACGCUACGAGUACUGACUGUGUGUUUCAGUCUCGCUUUUUUACAUGCAGUCAGUACCAUAUAAGAUGCAAGUUUUAAAGUUCAUCGACGUUUUAUUUACUUGCAAGGCAAUCUGCCAGUUUACUAAUUUAUCGUGCUACUUUCGGUUUUGACGAAUAUAUUUAUCCCUUCUCAGAAAACGAGCGAUAGGUAUACAUAUAUACAAGUCAAAUUCGAACAGAAUGUUACCAUCAGAAUCUUCUCGAUAAAAAAAGUAAGCAUUAUAUUUAAAUUCAUAUAGACCGGAUAUUACGUAGAGCUGAAACACAGGAAAACAAUUGGCUGGUGUUCGCGCUCUUCCUCAGUCUGAUGUGAACAGCAUGGCGGAAGACAACCUUGCGAUCAUUAAAGACGAAGUCUUACAAAAUGCUUCCCUGGAAGCCAAUAAGUCGGGAAACAUUAUGCCAUUUCUAAAAGUCGAAUUGCAGUGUAAAAUCCAGUGUAGACGGCUAGAGCGAGGACAAGAUGAAAUAGAUCUGCGGAUGUCAUCACCUCCCAGGAAACGGCGUGCGGAGGUAACUAAGGAGGAAUCAGAGCGAAUGGAAAAGAGAAAGGAGCAGAAUAAAACUGCGGCCAGGAAAUUCAGAGAGAAAGAGAAGAAAGAAAAAGCACAACUUCAUCAGACUGUGAAAGACUUGCAGAAAAAGAACGAGGAUUUAAGAGCAAAAAUUCAACAAAUGGAAGCAAUGAAGGCAAAAUUUCACAUGCAUUAGGAUUAAUAGACAGAUGAUUCAUUGAAACACAGUUUGUGUCCCUAGGAUGUGUUCAUUUCAUUGACAAUUUUUUUUCUAUAAUACUGAUAUUUCGAGUUUUUUGCAACUUUAUGUAUACAAACUACAGAAGACUUUCUGUGUCUGAUUCCGACCAAGUUACCUUUGUUACAACAUUCAUCAUUACUGGAUCUGUUCGUGGACAUUCCAUAUAUAUAUUUACAUCUGAAGUGUAUGUCAAGUGAGUUAUCGUGAUUAUGGUUGAGAAAGAGCUCAAGUAUGUGACAGUGACUGCGUGACUUGUCAUGUGUAGCAAUGGCUGUCCGGUUUUUAAGUUGUAUAACCAGGUAGUUUUGUGCAUGUGACGCCAUUUACAUGUUGAAAUUAAUUUUAUCAAUAGUUGUGCUGUCAUCAUUUUGUGACAAGCCCCCUAUGAUGAAUAAAAACGAUAUUGUUAUGAUUUUUUUCUUGUAUAUAAAUUAUGAAUUUACUGUAAUAAACCAAGAUUUACAAGG